AGCUGAGCUAAAAACCCAGUUUGGAUUUUGGUCUGAGGGGAGAGCUGAAGGGAAAUCCAAACUGUCCUUUUUGGUGCAUCUGAAUGAAGCAGCUGCCUGUGUAAACUGGAGAUCCAUAUCCCCUCACUCCUGUGAAUUCUAGAGGGAGUAGCUGAUGGAAGAAAAGGCCAGGCACCGAAAGAACGCCGAAAAGGGCACCACAGCCCGGAGCGAAUCUGAUGCUGGUCCAGAUGCUGGUUCUGGAGGGGGUGGAGUAGCACUGAAGAAAGAGAUUGGUUUGGUCAGUGCUUGCGGCAUCAUUGUAGGAAACAUUAUUGGCUCAGGAAUUUUUGUCUCACCAAAGGGUGUCCUGGAGAAUUCUGGCUCUGUGGGCCUUGCUUUGAUUAUAUGGAUUAUAACAGGGCUCAUCACAGCUGUGGGUGCACUGUGUUACGCUGAACUUGGAGUUACUAUCCCUAAAUCUGGAGGUGACUACUCUUAUGUCAAAGACAUCUUUGGAGGCCUGGCUGGGUUCCUAAGGCUGUGGAUUGCUGUGCUAGUAAUCUACCCCACCAACCAGGCCGUCAUUGCUCUCACCUUCUCCAAUUAUGUGCUGCAGCCACUCUUCCCCACCUGUUUUCCUCCAGAGUCUGGGCUCCGACUCCUGGCUGGAGUCUGCUUACUGCUGCUCACAUGGGUCAACUGCGCAAGCGUGCGAUGGGCCACCCGAGUACAGGAUAUCUUCACAGCUGGAAAGCUCUUGGCCCUGGGCCUGAUUAUUAUCAUGGGGAUUGUGCAGAUCUGCAAAGGACAGUACUUCUGGCUGGAGCCCAAAAACGCAUUUGAAAAUUUCCAAAAGCCGGACAUCGGCCUCAUUGCACUGGCUUUCCUUCAGGGCUCCUUUGCCUAUGGAGGCUGGAACUUCCUUAAUUAUGUGACAGAGGAACUGGUUGAUCCCUACAAGAACCUUCCUCGAGCUAUUUUCAUCUCCAUCCCACUGGUCACGUUUGUCUAUGUCUUUGCCAACAUUGCUUAUGUCACUGCGAUGUCACCCCAGGAGCUGCUGGCCUCCAAUGCUGUUGCUGUGACCUUUGGAGAGAAGCUUCUCGGGGUCAUGGCCUGGAUCAUGCCCAUUUCUGUCGCUCUGUCCACGUUUGGUGGAGUCAAUGGAUCUCUCUUCACAUCCUCCAGACUAUUCUUUGCCGGAGCCCGGGAAGGCCACCUGCCCAGUGUGCUGGCUAUGAUCCAUAUAAAACGUUGUACUCCCAUCCCUGCUCUCCUCUUCACGUGUCUCUCCACCCUGCUGAUGCUGGUGACCAGUGACAUAUAUACACUCAUCAACUAUGUAGGCUUCAUUAAUUACUUAUUCUACGGUGUCACAAUCGCUGGGCAAAUUGUCCUGCGCUGGAAGCAACCUAAUAUCGCCCGCCCCAUCAAGAUACACCUGAUAUUUCCUGUCAUCUACCUGCUGUUCUGGGCCUUCCUACUGGUCUUUAGUCUGUGGUCAGAGCCUGUGGUUUGUGGCACUGGCCUGGCUAUCAUGAUGACAGGUAUCCCUGUCUACUUUCUCGGUGUGUACUGGCAGCACAAACCCCAGUGUUUCAAUGACUUCAUAGCAUCCCUAACCUUGGUGAGCCAGAAGCUGUGUGUGGUCGUAUAUCCCCAGGUGGAUGAGAGCCCAUCGAAAGAGGAAGAAUCUAUUGAUGAUAUGAAAGAACAGAGCCAGCCCAUCUACAAAUCCACUGGCCCCAAUGGGCCGGAGUCAACCGAUUCAUCCCGACCCUGAUUCUGAGUGGCUUGUCUCUGAGCUUCUCUGACUUUGAUUCCCCACCCUUCAUCCCUUCCUUUGCUCAACCUCCUUCUUUACCCUCACCCCAAAACUAUUCUCAGGCAGGAGCAGUCAGAGAGGUACAGGAGGGAAAUGAUAACCAGUUUAAUUUGUACCCAAACAACCAGCCACAGACUGCUAGGGUCUAUGUAGGAAUAUCAUUCAUUCAUCAGUGCUGCUGUCCCUAGGGAGGGGAACUGCCCCCUCAGAUGUUUAGGGGUGAGGGAGUCUAGCCAAGGGACACCUCCUCUACCCAGACCCCAACUAUAGGAGUGAGGGCCGUCCGGGGGUAAAUCCUGGUGCCAACAAGUAUGCAAAAAUCCCCUGUAAGCAGCAUCCUCAGGAAACAAGUUUGGUAUUGCAUUCUCUUUUUCCCUUCCAAGCCUAAGAACAGAGGCCUGAGUUGAAAGGAGGAACAGAUCAGACAUGGAAGCCAGAGGUCUCUGAGGGAAGGGGAAUUGAUGGCAGCAGCAGCUUGUGAGCCUAUCACAGGGUGCAGGAGUCUCAGAAAAGGAAGGAGACAGGUGUUUUCCCCACACACCCAUCGUCUUGUUGUCUCACUGGUGGCUCCUUGCCAGGCAUGUACAAAUUCCCUCUAGGGUUAAGGACCAACAAAGGAUGAGCACUGCCUCUUCUUCCCCAUCUCUCCCUUCCCCCAACACACACACACCACUGUACUGUUCCCUGUAUCCUACCCCCUAGUUCGGUGCCAAAGCUUUCUAGACCCAGAGAAGCUUGUUUCCUGGUUGGUUUCAUAGAGGUGGCUUUUUUUUUUUUUUUUUUGCUAGCAACAGGGUUUAGCAGCUCCUCUCCCCACCUUGGGACUGCCCUUAGUGGGAAGGAGAUGUUUUGGUAAUUAUCACCAGUAUUUACCCUUCUCUGUCCCCCAAGGUCCCAUCCCCAACUCCAUCUCUCAGUGCUGCCAUUUUUUCAGAGUUACACUAUAUCUCUCUUCCCUGGGGUAGGGCGUCUCCCCUCUGAGCUACCGUAGUCCCCAGAUUGGAAUCUGGGCUGGGCCAACUUCUUCCAUCAUCUUCCACACCAGGGUCAGGGCAUAAAUCUUCCCAUUUUUCUCUCUUAGGACAUCCUUCUUUCCCUGCUGGAGCUACCUACUUCUUACUGGGGAUCUCAUUCUACAAUCUUAAGACAAGAGUACCAGAGAAGUAGGGCUUCGGGAGGAGUAUGUCCUGAGGUGAGUGAGGGCCAGUGCCAUCUUAUUUUCCCCUUUUCUUUCCAAGCAACCCUCAUGCUGGGGCUCUCUUCCCCUACAAAUACACUCCUAUCCAGACAGUGCCUCCUCUCCCCUCCUCCUUCCCUUCAGGACUUAUUUCCAAAGAUAGGACAUACCACUAAUCUAAGAGACAAAGAGGACUUUUAUGAGGGAGGAUGGAAGCUAGCUUAGAGAGAUAAUGUCAGAAAAGCCUAUCUGAUAACUUUAUCUACUUUCUUCUCCCUUACUAUGGAAGAAAGGAGUUCCUCUGGCUGGCUAACCAAGAUAAUAAGUCCUCAUUAUGUCUUGACAGAUAGAAUGAAUGUCUCAUAGUUGGUUUUCCAUGUGUUUCAUAGAAAUAGGAUGUUGGUCCUUUGUCAUAAGGCUAAUUUUUAACCUCUUCAACCACCAUAGCUGUGCAGCUAAAGAUGGUGGGUCCACGGAAUUUGGAUCCCCACAAAGCUUUCUGAGAUCUGUUAAUUCCUUCCUUGCUCUCCAAACUUUGUCCCUUCCCACGCAUCACCACAUAGACCUGGAGCUAGGAAACCUACCUUCUCCCAAUACUCCUUCUGGCUCCUUUUUUAAAUCUCCUCAGUUCACUCUUAAGGACUGGGAAUUCCAAGGACAGCUCUAUUUCUCUUUCCCCUCUACCUUUAACCCCUAGCCUGCCUUAGAUCACCAUCUCUACCCCACUGCCUCAUAUGAUUAAUUAAUCAAGGCCCAGAUUUUGAUAAAGAGAAAGCAGCCAAGGUGCAGGGGUCAACCCCUUCCUAUUGAGCCUCCUUUGUCAACCCGUUCCUCUACUUGUAUUGUCGAUUUUUUUGUAAAGUGGAUGCCUUACUUUUUGGAUAAAUAUUUUUGAAGCUGGCAUUUCUAUUUCUUUUGUUUUUUAAAAUGUUUUCAGAUAUUUUUUUCUGGGUUAGACAAGAAAGCCUGGAUUAUGAUCUUCUUGUAUCUUUGGGUUGUUUGGGUUUUAGGUUUGGUUGUAUUUGUUUAUUUUUGAUGUAAUAAAUUUUUUAAA
This is a messenger RNA of Trichosurus vulpecula (common brushtail), 4038 nucleotides long. RefSeq names its product solute carrier family 7 member 8 (gene SLC7A8). The record is from RefSeq and is a predicted model, not a curated record. Bases 155 to 1765 code for a protein of 536 amino acids. Gene Ontology annotation, biological process: neutral amino acid transport; amino acid transmembrane transport. Gene Ontology annotation, molecular function: L-amino acid transmembrane transporter activity; neutral L-amino acid transmembrane transporter activity. The transcript has 12 exons. NCBI's taxonomy places the organism in Eukaryota, Metazoa, Chordata, Mammalia, Diprotodontia, Phalangeridae. Gene Ontology annotation, cellular component: membrane.